AUGGUUGGCUACAAACAUUCUCCUGGAGAGGAAGAAACAGACCCUAUCUUUCAAAGUCUCGAAACCCCCGCCCAAGGUACAGCCGCCCUCAAGAUAAAACGAGUCACUGGAAAGUUUCCCUGGGAAAUUCUCGAUCAAUUGUGCUCUGAGACAAAAUGGACCACAAAACUACUCGAAAAGUUUGUUGAAGUCAUCAAUAAGUGUUUCCCUGGCGGAAAAUUGGGCAAGGAAGACGCCUUAGAAGCCGCCGGGGUCAGCACACCGCAGCAUAUCUGGGAUCACUUCGAGACCACGCUUGAUAAGGCUGUGUCCAUUCUCCGACAAACCCAGGAGUCUUGCGUGGUGUACAAAAGAGAAAUUAACAAUGUGACCAAUGACCUCGAGAACCUGAUGAUAUCAGUCCACAGCACAGAAGCCAAGGUCAAGGAGGUUGACAAUCAGAUAAAAGUUCUUAAGGAUAGUUUCACUUCUGAGCGAAAGAUUGAAUGCAUCAUUACAUUGACCACGAAGGCUAGAGACCAAGAUGGUCGUGCGUUUAGGGAUUUUAAAUUUCCUGUUACUGCUGUUAUCAGUCCGUUCGAUAGUGGCGUUGAUCCGGAUUGA
This is a messenger RNA of Fusarium venenatum, 603 nucleotides long. RefSeq lists its product as uncharacterized. The record is from RefSeq and is a predicted model, not a curated record. NCBI's taxonomy places the organism in Eukaryota, Fungi, Ascomycota, Sordariomycetes, Hypocreales, Nectriaceae.